This is a messenger RNA of Staurois parvus, 393 nucleotides long. NCBI's taxonomy places the organism in Eukaryota, Metazoa, Chordata, Amphibia, Anura, Ranidae. The record is from the annotation of a GenBank genome assembly.
AUGGGCCCCUGUACCGCCUCCUCAUGCUGCUGCCAGGCCCGUAAUCUGCCAUGGGCCCCCGUACCGACUCCUCAUGCUGCUGCCAGGCCCGUAAUCUGUCAUGGGCCCCUGUACCGCCUCCUCAUGCUGCUGCCAGGUCCAGAGUGUGUCAUGGGUCCCUGUACGGCCUCCCAUUGCUGCUGUCUCCAUCGCCACACUCUGCCAUGUGCCACUUUCAGGUCUCCUCACACUGCUGGUGGGUUCCAUUUUGUCAUAGGGUGCUGGCAGUUACGGGCCUCCCAUUGCUGCUGCCAGGCCCGUAAUCUGCCAUGGGCCCCCGUACCGACUCCUCAUGCUGCUGCCAGGCCCGUAAUCUGUCAUGGGCCCCUGUACCGCCUCCUCAUGCUGCUGCCA